AAUAACCUUUGAAAAGAGCCCACAGAAAAAGUGGAAAAAAGAUGGACUCGAUUUGAUUUUGCAAUUUGCUUGCAUAAAUUGCUUGCGCCCGGGUCUUCCUCGUUCCUAGUCAUCAGUCAUUACAAGCACUGACUCUGUCUUCUUCGUUUUCUCUUUCCUGUUCCGACAACGUUAGCAAUGUCGAAACCCAACACUGGAACCAGCUCGGCACCAACGAAACCGGCGUGGGUCCUCCCGUACCCAACGGAAAACCUGAGGGAAGCGUACACGCUGGGGCGAAAGCUGGGUCAAGGUCAAUUCGGGACAACGUUUCUGUGCACGCACAACGCCACGGGUCGCAAAUACGCGUGCAAGUCAAUUCCGAAGCGGAAGCUACUGUGCAAGGAGGAUUACGACGACGUUUGGAGGGAGAUUCAGAUAAUGCACCACUUGUCUGAGCAACCUAACGUGGUGAGGAUCCACGGCACGUACGAGGACCAUUCCUCCGUUCACUUGGUGAUGGAGCUUUGCGAAGGUGGCGAGUUGUUCGAUAGGAUCGUGCGGAAGGGGCAAUACAGUGAGAGAGAAGCUGCGAAGUUGAUUAAGACUAUUGUUGAGGUUGUUGAGGCUUGUCAUUCUCUUGGAGUUAUGCACAGAGAUCUUAAACCUGAGAAUUUCUUGUUCGAUACUGUUGAGGAAGAUGCUAAGCUCAAAACCACUGAUUUCGGGUUGUCUGUUUUUUAUAAGCCAGGUGAAACCUUUUGUGAUGUUGUUGGAAGCCCCUACUAUGUUGCACCAGAGGUCUUGCGUAAACAUUAUGGACCUGAAUCGGAUGUGUGGAGUGCUGGUGUUAUUUUGUACAUCUUAUUAAGUGGAGUGCCACCAUUUUGGGCUGAAACUGAGCAGGGGAUCUUCAGACAGAUUUUGUUAGGAAGACUUGAUUUCCAGUCUGAGCCAUGGCCUAGCAUUUCAGACAGUGCCAAGGAUCUAAUUCGAAAAAUGCUUGAUCGGAAUCCAAAAACAAGGCUAACAGCUCAUAAAGUACUCUGUCACCCAUGGAUUGUUGAUGACAACAUUGCACCUGAUAAACCUCUUGAUUCUGCUGUUUUAUCACGCUUGAAGCAAUUCUCUGCAAUGAAUAAACUUAAAAAGAUGGCUUUGCGUGUUAUUGCAGAGAGGCUCUCCGAGGAAGAAAUUGGUGGUCUGAAGGAGUUGUUCAAAAUGAUUGAUGCAGAUAACAGUGGAACUAUAACAUUUGAUGAGCUAAAAGAAGGCUUAAAACGAGUAGGCUCUGAACUUAUGGAGUCUGAAAUCAAGGAUCUUAUGGAUGCAGCGGACAUUGAUAAUAAUGGGACAAUUGACUACGGUGAAUUCAUUGCUGCUACUGUUCACUUAAAUAAGCUGGAGAGAGAGGAAAAUCUAUUGUCAGCGUUCUCCUAUUUUGACAAAGAUGGAAGUGGUUACAUAACCAUUGAUGAGAUACAACAAGCUUGUAAAGAGUUUGGUUUGGAUGAUGUCCAUAUUGAUGAAAUGGUCAAGGAAAUUGAUCAAGACAACGAUGGACAGAUAGAUUAUGGGGAAUUUGCUGCCAUGAUGAGAAAGGGCAAUGGAGGGAUCGGAAGACGAACCAUGACAAGCACACUGAAUUUCAGAGAUGCUCUGGGAAUCAUGGGCAAUGGGUCCAAUUAAGUUAUAGUACUUUAAGAAAUUAUUUGGUGAUAAAAUUUUGAACAAGGAAAACUUUGGAGACUCUCAACAUUAUGGGUAGCCUAGCCAAAAUUUGAAUUUAUGAAUAGACACAUCAGUAAAAAUUGUUUCCCUCCCUGAAAUGUGUGCUGCCUAUGCAUUACAUGAG
Messenger RNA from Abrus precatorius (Indian licorice), 1834 nucleotides. RefSeq names its product calcium-dependent protein kinase SK5-like. Gene Ontology annotation, cellular component: cytoplasm; nucleus. The transcript has 7 exons. Gene Ontology annotation, biological process: intracellular signal transduction; protein autophosphorylation; peptidyl-serine phosphorylation. NCBI's taxonomy places the organism in Eukaryota, Viridiplantae, Streptophyta, Magnoliopsida, Fabales, Fabaceae. Bases 178 to 1668 code for a protein of 496 amino acids. The record is from RefSeq and is a predicted model, not a curated record. Gene Ontology annotation, molecular function: calmodulin binding; calcium ion binding; ATP binding.